GUCGAAUCGUCGCAAUCUUGGAUGCUCAUGCUCAACGAAGUCGACCAGACGUCCGCCGCCAGCAUCGCACUCGGCAUCGGGAUGGGGAGCCUUAUUAUUCUCGUGCUGAAUUACUUUCCUGGCGAGCCCUUUGACUACUCCAUCAAGCAGGAGAUCCCGGUCGAAGGCGACGACGAGAUUCAGCAAGAAGUUCCUGCUCCAAUUGCAGCAUCGGCGCAGCGGAGCAAGCGCGUUGAGCUCGAAGUGGAGAAGACUGCCAGAGCUUUGCGCAUCGACAAACUCCAGGAGUUGCUAGGUCUGGAAGAAUCCAAGAUCCAAGAGCUAGUUGCACAAGCGAAGCGCGACACACUUAAUGGGGUGUCGCCGACUCCCCCUGUCAACUACAUGGCCCGCGCCGACCGCGUCGUGUACGUCACGUUUCUUGCACUCAUGUGCUACUUUGCAUGGCGCGACUAUGGUCUCAAUGUCCUCGACCUUUUCGCGUACGUGUUUCCGACGGAAGCAGCAACCCUCCGCCAGCUGCUUCCUUCCACGUAAUUCUCAAACACAACAUCAUGGAAACAGCA
Aphanomyces invadans is the source of this 566-nucleotide messenger RNA. RefSeq lists its product as hypothetical. Bases 22 to 537 code for a protein of 171 amino acids. NCBI's taxonomy places the organism in Eukaryota, Oomycota, Saprolegniomycetes, Saprolegniales, Verrucalvaceae. The transcript has a single exon. The record is from RefSeq and is a predicted model, not a curated record.